CUGCCGGAGCGGCCCAAGAUGGAGCACGGGGACGCACCGCUGCCCAGGCUCAGGCGCGCGGUGCCGCGGGGGCCGGAGCCGCGCGACACGGGGCCGCCGCAGCCGCCUCUCAGGGGCAGCGCCACGGGCGAAGAGUCUGCAGCUGUGGAGAAGAAAAGAACGACUAUUACCCGACUGAAUAUUCAUUCUGCAUUCUGGAUUUUGGCAUCGUUUGCUGUGACAUACUACUUUGAUUUUUUUAGAACUGUGAAAGAAACUUUUCAAGCAGAUAGCUGGUGGUUUGCCUCUGGCAGUUGUUUAUUGAUUGCAUGUUCAUCUGUUGCCUUUUACUGCAUACUGUAUCUUGAGUGGUAUUGUGGAAUUCAGGACUAUGAUGCACAGUAUCCAGCACUGAUACCUAUCACAGUAGCUACCUUUAUUGCAGCAGCAAUUUGUUUCAAUGUUGCCUUUUGGCCUGUCUGGUCUUUCAUGACACCUUUGUUGCUCUUCAUUCAGUUUAUGGGUGUUGUGAUGCUUGUGUCACUCCUGGGAUAAGUCCUCCAGCUUAUGUGAAGGACCCGAGUAACUGUUAUAUUGCAAAGUGGAUGUCACUUCUGUAACAUUCCAGUACAUUUAUUAUUUCCAAUACUGCUUGUUUGCUCUAACUGAUACUGUAAUUCUUAGACUACCUGAUUUAUAAAUCAAAUGGACAUAAGCUAUCAUAGGUCAACCAGUAGCUGGGAAAAAGCAGCUGAUCAGUGAAUCAUUGAAAGAUAGACAGGUUUUACCUCUCUUGGUAACAUAAAACUCUUAUCACUGCUUUGUAUAUCUUUUGUUCUUAUUUCAAUAUUAAGCAGAUGGGUUCAACAAGGUCAAGUGCUGGGUCCUGUGCUCGGGCCACAACAGCCCCAUGCAAUGUGACAGGUUUGGAGAAGAGUGCCUGGAAACCUGUCCAGCAGAAAGGGACCUGAGGGUGUUGAUUGACAGCCGGCUGAACAUGUGCCAGCGUUGUGCCCAGGUGGCCAAGAAGGCCAACAGCAUCCUGAUGUGUUUGAGAAACAGUGUGGCCAGCAGGAGUAGGGAAGCGAUUGUGCCCCUGGACUCACUACUGGCACUUCAAAUACUGUGUUCGGUUUUGGGCCCCUCAUUACAAGAAAGACAUUGUGGUGUAGGAGUGUGUCCAGAGAAGAGCAGCAAAGCUCUUUAUGAAAGUUCUGGAGCACAAGUCUUAUGAGGAGUGACUGAGGGAACUAGGGCUGUUUAGUCUGGAAAAAAAGAGGCUGAGGGGAGACCUUAUCACUCUCUACAAGUACUUGAGAGGAGGUUGUGGUGAGAUGGAUGUUGGUCUCUUUUCCCAAGUAACAAAUGGUGGCAUGAGAGGAAACGGCCUCAAGUUGUGCCAGCGGAGGUUUAAACUGGAUAUUAGGAAAUAUUGCUUCACUAAAAUGGUUGUGAAGUAUUGAAACAGGCUGCCCAGGGAAGUGGUCGAGUCCCCAUCUGUGGAGGUAUUUAAAAGGUGUGUAGAUGUGGCAUUUCGGGACUUGGUUUAUUAGUGGACUUGGCAGUGAUGGGUUUACGUUUGGACUCAAUAAUCUUAAUGAUCUUUUCCAACCUAAAUGAUUCUGUGAUUCUUUCUUAAUAAGUUGGUUAUAUAGUCCUAAAUCCUAUUUCCGGACUCCAGAGGUCACCUAAUCUGACUUCCUACUCAAAGCAGGUUGUUUGGUUUUGAAAGUAAUUGAUUGAUAAUUGAAGUGUGUGUGGUUUUAAUACUAUCAUUUGAAUUGACAGCUAAAAUAUCAUUAUCUGUAAUCUGUGUUUGUAUUUGUAAAUUUACUUAUAGAUGACACUGGAGACAUUUCAGAUCUAUUACAUAUCUAAUGUUACAUUUUCUACAUGAUAACACACAUUUUGUUACCUAAUCUCUUGACUUCAGAUAUGCUAGUGUUUGAAAAAUGGUACAGAUCAGGGUAAGGGCCUAGAAAACUGGUUCAUGUUUACAUCAUUGUUAAUUUGGCAAGUGCCAUCAGUAAAAUAAAUAGGUUCUACUUGUGCUGAUGCAGUUUGUCCAUAGCCAAAGGUGGAUGAUCAAGCUGUGAAUAACCAGCAAUAUAAUGAACAAUAUUGACACUACACAAGAAAUUAAAAGCACAAAAUAAAUUUUUUAUUUAUGCACUAUUUUUCAGUAUUCAGUAUAUUUUUCUUCUGUAUAUAAUUUUUCAUUCUUAGCAGUGCCUGUUAGUGAAGUUGCCAUUUUUCUUCCUCAGCAAUCAAAAGGACGAUAUUAACUUAAACGCUGUCAGUCAUACAGGAUUGGGAAAAUAACAUUGUCUGUCUCUUCACCUUGGCUAAGCUACUUAAAUGUCUGUAAGCCUGAGCAUCAUCUAGUUGUUAGACCAUUUUAUUUAGAUCUUUGUGUUAAAUACUUUCACACCUGCACCUUUUGGAAGAUAGGAGAAUGUGGAGGCUGGGUACUGAAACUUGUUAAAAUUAACUCCUUGUGACUUGCUAAGGUGUGGACUGUUAAAGGAGACUGUGUUCUUCAUUCUGACCUUCAAAUUCGCAACAUUGCUGAACAGAAAAUA
Messenger RNA from Cuculus canorus (common cuckoo), 2561 nucleotides. It is a transcript of the gene TMEM128, whose product is annotated as transmembrane protein 128. The coding region runs from base 19 to 534 and encodes 171 amino acids. The transcript is spliced from 5 exons. The record is from RefSeq and is a predicted model, not a curated record. Lineage: Eukaryota; Metazoa; Chordata; Aves; Cuculiformes; Cuculidae.